AUGCAUUUUUAGGGGUGUCCCAUAUUACUCCGGAGGGGGGAUUCCUUCUUAACCAGUUGUGUGGAAAUGGCCAUCAUUUUGUUUUGGAUCAAGGUACAAAAAUUCUGUCAGUGAUGUAUUAAAGCCAACACCUGUCUGCAACUUUUUUCAAGUGAAAAUUUUUCAUUCGUCAAAAUUUUUUUUAUCACAGACGUUAGCAGAAGUACACUUUCAGGAUAUCACUUUUCAAAAAUGUUGUAGUUUACACCACUUUUUCAAGUUUUGCAAUAUUUAAAUCAUGUUCGCUGCUAUAACAUUUUUUUGCUGUGGCAGAUGGCUGUCUCGAUUUAUCCUGCCCAUCCCGUAUUAUCACAUUUGAUGGUACUUAUCUUCUUUUAUUCAUAAUUACUUUGCUUAGAUAUUUCCUACUGCUAUUUACAUUCUCAGUGUCAUUUCAAUCACAUGUGUAUUACACUACAAUUGCAUAUAUGCUUAUGCGUGUAAAAGUUUAUUGCUGAUUCCAUUCAUUGCAAGAUUUAUUUAAAAUUUGACACAUCUGUGUAACAAAAAAAAUGUCCUAAACAAUUAAUUAAUGUAUAUUUAACUAACUUGAAUGUAAAAGCUGAAUUGUCAGUUUUUAGGAGUCAAUUGUCUGGGCAGGAGUCUUUGUUUGCUGUGUAAAAAAUUCAAGAAUCGAAGCUUAUGACGUAUCCCCUUCAGUACCCACAGGAUUGGUGUGAUGCCUCAGUUCCUCCUAUUGAUGAUGCAUUAUAACUGAUUUCUUCUUUCCCAGUUUGAAUUAUCAUGUUUGAGUGAUCAAUAUGUAACUUGUUUCAAUUUUUCGUCUAUGAUUCUUUUGCUUCUUGCUAAUUUAUAAGGUUUAUGUUGGGUUGCUUCAUAUACAUUGUGCAUAUUAUUCUAAUCUAGAGAAUUUAAUAUGAAAUUAUUUAUAAAGUGUUAUGCAUGAAAUAUAGGUAAUGUCUAUGUCAAAAUUAUUAUCAAGUUCUGCAUGCUGCAUGGUGGCAGAAUUGCAGAAAAUAUGUACAGAUCCAGCAUUCUUGCCUUGAAGUCCAAAAUCAUGCUUCAAGAAUGACUGCUUAGAAAAGGUGCUUUGCAGAUAUGCUCUUUUUGAAAGUGCCAGUUUGUUUUUUUAUUCAUAUAUUUGGAAUUGGAAGUUUAUCUUUGUCAUUGAAAUUCACUGUCAAAAUAAACUUUGUGUGCUGAGAACUUAUUUGUCAAUUUCUCCUUAAUGUUAAAUGUGCCUGAUAUCUCCAUUUCAGUAUUUGAAUGAAUUGACAACCAUUGUUUUUUUACAAAUUUUGUACUGAUGGAACACUCUGUUUGACAGGAAAAACAUUUCUUUAUUCUCUUAUAACUGAGCUUGUUAAAUAUCUUAUCUUGUUAAAGUGUGUUCAAUCUGGUUAGUGCGUUUGCUUGCCUUACAGGCAUGUUCUGGUGCUAGUACAAUCAAAUGUCAAGGUACAAUAAUGUGAGCAGUCUGUUUUGAGAUGAGUGGCCGUCACUUUGGGAACAAUAAAUCUAACUUUAUUUUCUGUGUUCUAAUACCUUUUUGGGCUGAUUAGAACAAAAGAUGUUUGUAAUAUUUUUAUUUACAUCUUAUAAACUCAGCUCCCAUUAGGUAAUAUGGAUAAAAAAUAAAAAUGUGGUCUCAAACUUCAUUUUCUUAGUUGUGUAUAUGUAAAAAAUCAUGAAUUUCUUGAUUAUGCAAAGAUGUGAAGAAGAGAACAUACCUUAUUAAGUGAUUUCACUAUUUUGUCUAAUUAAAUAAUAAAUAAAUUUCUAGUUCACUUUAUUGACUAUUAUGGAAGACAGCAUGUGAUGACUGUGUUAAGAUUCUCAGGCAGUUAAGUAAAUAGUGAUAGUUGGCCAGUGAUUAGGUUUGCUACAUUUAUCUUAGUCAUUCAAGUAGUGUAAAGGGAGAAAAGUUUGUGUAACACAAAGAAAUAUCAACCUGUUAUUAAUAAUACUUGACAAUACUUUCCAAUUGUCCUUGAACUUUGGCUGCUUACAACGAGGCAGCAUCAUGCAGUACCCAUUACUGAAGGAAUGAAUUUUGCAUUGGAUUUGUUCACAUUCUUGAUUAUAUUCAAUAUUUGGAAGUCUGGAAGCAAGCUCCUUUUGCAAAAAAAUUAUCGGUUUUAAUUUACAGUAAAUCUCCAGUGAUCUCCUGCUUUUUUUUUUUUUUUUUGCAUGAAAUGUUACCUUGAACUGUUUUAAUGAAACUUGUCAGAAGCUGUGUGCAUUCAGUUGUCAGUAUUUAUUAAGUAUUCGGGUUUCUUCUGAGUUGAACUGAUUAGCAGGUUCCAAACCCAAACUAUCCUGUUGGUUACAUCGUUUUCAUUUACAAAAAAGAGCCACUGUAUUCUUAUGUUGUGAUGUGUGAAAAUCAUUGAUUUUGGUUUGUGAUGCUGUUUAGACUAAUACUUAGAAUAAGAAGACUAAUAAAGUAUUAUCUGUCAUGUAGAAUUUUGAAUGGCGUUUUUUAAAGUUAUUGUAAAAAAUAUUUUUAUCUUGAUCAAGUUUUUAUUAUGGUGUGUAGCACAAGUUUUUUGAAACAUUUUUUAGUCACAUCAUAGAAUCACUGUAAAAUGUUUCCUUUCAAGAUUUUUAAAUUAUGUGUCUUGUAGAUUUCUUAUAAAACGUCAUGCAUGUAUCUAAGAUUAGUAUGCUAUAUCCAUGUUUUUAUUAGUUUUUAUGAGCUUAAUAUAUAUCAUACCGUAUACUGUAUUCAUUCAAUUGAUAAUAUAUAGCUUCUUAUUUAUCCUAGUCCAAGUAUACUAGCCAUGCAUCUUUAUUAAUAAGAUUAAUCUGAAUAUUCUUCAUAGCUUGUUUUAGGAAGUGUGAAAUGUGAAACAUUUUCAAAAAAUACAUGCCCUUAAUAUAAAGUUAUUUUGCUGAUCUUAUUGUUAAGAUCUGCCUCUAGACCUUGCUUUGCAUUUCACAUACUCAUGAAAUUCUUUUAAAAACCCUAGAGAUGAGAGAAGUAAGUGUAUAUGCUAUGGAAAUAUUUUUUAUACACCAUAUUGAGCUUUUGAUACCACAAUAUUUCAUCUGCUUGUAAUCAAAUUUUUCAAAGGCUCAAAUUCAUUCAGAGAUGUGAAUGAUGAGAGUUUAAGCAUGAGCUUAAGAGUCAAGCAUUGAAAUUGUUGCUUGUGUUCAUUCACAGGUGCAGUUCAUUUAUUAGUGAAGAGGUGCAUUAAUGACGGCAUCUAACCUAUGCAUCUCAUUGUAUUACCUACCAUCAAUUCAAUCUUUGUCCUUCCUUCACCAUACUAAUUUCUUCAAACUUCUUGUGCUAAUUUGAAGUUGUGGAUGGUUGAACUUUAUAAGCUUGAAAUAACUUCAAAUCAAUCUUCUUUGGCUUAUUCAGAUCUUAUGAUUCCUGGUCCAGCACAUUUUCAUGAAUAUUUAUCAACCAAUGAUAUUUAUUUCUGUGUAUAAUUUAAUUUCCAAUUAUUACUACCUCUUCAUAAACAACCAUUCAAGUGAUUCAACUCCCAUUUGGGCAGUGUCAAUAUAUAGGUAAUUUAUUUAAUAUUACUCAUUGCAUUUUAUCAAUACAAAUGACUCUGCCACUUUCUAUCUGGAAAUAUGUACCAAUGUGGUCUCAAAUAAAUUAUAUGAAAUGUAUAAUCUUCUUUUAACUAUCCAACUCUGUAUUUUUCAAGCAUUUUAAUAUUCUGAGUUGUCUGCUUAUCCAAAAUAGCUGUCUUCUUAUUGCAAUGAUUCUGCAACAGAGCAACUGGCAAGUUUCAACAAGUCUCAAAACUCACAAAUAUUCAAGAUUUAUUAUACAUACCGCAAACUGCCACAAAUAACGUUUUAUGCCCUAUACUGCUAAGUCAGCUUAAAGAGCCUAACCUAUUUAAAUCAUUGCUUAAUUUAAACUAUUGACUUAGGUACCGUUUGGUGCUGCAAUACCUCACUGUUGACUUGUUACCUUAACAUUUCCUUGGUAUAAUUAGUAUAAAGUGUCUAUAACACACUGUACGGUUGGUGCGGUGCAGAAACUUCAUUGCUUAGCUUAUUGCCUUCAACACAGAGCUUUCAAUACCGUACUCAAACAUUUGAUCACAAAAUGUUCAUGCCAAAUAUCCUGCUGCUGCUGCUGGCCUUGAAUGUCUGCCACAUCUUGGCUACACAGGACUACUACAAGGUUUUGGGUGUGGAGAAGAAUGCUUCCACGGCAGACAUCAAACGUGCCUUCAAGAAGCUUGCUCUCAAGCACCACCCUGACAAGAGUGACGACCCCAAGGCCUCUGAGAAGUUCAUGACCAUAACUACGGCAUACGAGACGCUCUUCAAUGAAGAGAAGAGAAAGGCAUAUGACCGCAUGGGCCACGACGCAUAUGAAGCGUCCAAAAAAGCGGGCAGAACUCCUGAGGAGGAAGAGGCUUUCUCCAGCUUCUUCAGACAGUCGACUGCAUCUUCUCCCGACCAUGAGAGUUUCUUCCAGGGCUUCGACGAUUUCUUCAGCGGCAAACGUGGGCCCAACUUGCGGGACGGAGGAAUGUUCUUCCACACAAACGGCGCUCCAAUGUUUGAGAAUGAUGAUUUCUUCGAAGACAUCGUGUUUGACCCGCUAUGGAACGCGGACUCUGGCGAUCACUUUGGUUCAGGGCGAAGUUUCUUCGGUGGCGGUCACUUCCAGCAGCACCAACAGCAGCACAGCCAAGCCAAGUUCCAGCACCAUCAGCACCACGCCAGACACCAUCAGCAGCACCGAUUCUUCCAGGAUAACGAUGGUUUCUUCACCAUGUUUGAUGAUGGUUUCGGCCAUCACAGCUCCGACGGUAGAGGUUUCCAGCACAGGGCGGGCGCUACGCAGAAAUGCGUCACCACUAAAUACCGGAACGCGGACGGCCACAUGGUAGAGAGCACGUCGUGUACCAUAGGCUGAUCCUGGCUCAUGGAUGAUAGUACUUUACCAAUUGAUGAUGCUCUCCUAGAAAAUGAUACAUAAGGUCAAAGUCAGUGUCUGUUUAAAUAAAUAUGUAUUUUCGUACCUAAUCUAUAGUUCUUAAUAGGUUUUACUUUGCAUAAUUCAGAUGUUGGUGAUAAAAAUGAUGUAUAUAUAUUGCAGAAAUCAUUUAUAUAUUAUUAUUAUUUGCUGACGCGUACUACGUAUUGAGAUGUAGUUGACUAAUUAUGAAUAAAAAAUGUAGAUUUUUAUCUGUUGCGGAAUCCAAAUGUAUCUAUUUAUUAGAAAUUGAGAGUAUUUUUACAUGACAUUACAACUUGAGCUUCGAACAUUUUUUGAGUGUUAACACUACAUUCACCAUGAAAAGCGACAGCUUUCUAUCCAAGCUAUAUUUUCGCUACAUGUC
Hyalella azteca is the source of this 5327-nucleotide messenger RNA. Its product is annotated as protein HLJ1. Bases 4079 to 4900 code for a protein of 273 amino acids. The transcript has 5 exons. Lineage: Eukaryota; Metazoa; Arthropoda; Malacostraca; Amphipoda; Hyalellidae. The record is from RefSeq and is a predicted model, not a curated record. Gene Ontology annotation, molecular function: protein-folding chaperone binding; misfolded protein binding. Gene Ontology annotation, cellular component: endoplasmic reticulum.